This is a messenger RNA of Penicillium pulvis, 603 nucleotides long. RefSeq names its product Glyoxalase/Bleomycin resistance protein/Dihydroxybiphenyl dioxygenase. NCBI's taxonomy places the organism in Eukaryota, Fungi, Ascomycota, Eurotiomycetes, Eurotiales, Aspergillaceae. The record is from RefSeq and is a predicted model, not a curated record. Bases 1 to 603 code for a protein of 200 amino acids. The transcript has a single exon.
AUGUCCCCAUCAGUUGCCGUGGACUUUGACUCGCCCAGUACCAAGGUGCUGAGCCCAGCUAAACUGGCACAUGUUGUGCUACGCACUGCCAACCUCGAGCGCAUGGUGAAUUUCUACACUACCUUCCUUGGCGGCACCGUUGCCUAUGGGAAUGACGUGAUUUCGUUCAUUACGUAUGACGACGAACAUCACCGUGUGGCUAUCAUCGGGAUACCCACCACGGAGCCCAAAGUGCAAACGAGCUGCGGCCUGGAGCACAUUGCCUUCACCUUCAACAGCCUGUCCGACCUGCUUGCAUCCUAUCGCCACCGAAAAGCUCGUAACAUUGAGCCGGUCUGGUGCGUCAAUCACGGCCCUACCACUAGCAUCUAUUACAAGGACCCGGAUGGCAACAUGCUCGAGACGCAGGUGGAUAAUUUCGACACGAUAGAGGACGCAAAUGCCUUCAUGAUGAGCCAAUACUUUGCCGAGAACCCCAUCGGUACCGAUUUUGAUGCAGAGGAAAUGAUACAAGCCAUAAAGAACGGCGAGGAAGACCACGUCCUGAAGAAGCGACGCGAGAUUGGGCCACGAGGGUUGUCGGACGUAUCAAGCAUGAAUUAA